ACUCGACGGUUCUCUCGCCCUCUCUCUCUCUCUCUCUCUCUCUCUCUCACUUGACCCUAAAAGAAGAGCCAUGCGAUCGAGGAAUUUCAAUCGUCUUCUUAUCUCCGCUCAUGAAUUCCUUCUUCCCCCUGAAGCUACUUUCUCUUUCCUCUGGCAAAGGGUGAUUCCAUUUCCCCACUCUUCUCUCUCUACACCAUUGCCUUCAUCUCCUCAUUCUCUCUCUUCCCAUACGAAUUUCAGCACAUUGUCAAGAGCUCCAUCCCCUCUUUCUCUCUCUUCACCAUCUCCCCCUUCACCCCAUUCUCCCUCUAACUACACGAACCUCAGCACAAUUCCCAAUAGGCCCCUUAGAGGAAACCCAAUUGAAAACAGCGAGGAAGCCAUUAACAAAUUCGAGCUCGAUGACAAUGGCAACAUGGUUCGAACCAGAGCUAGAGGUGAAGAAGCAAUUAACAAAGACCUUCCUCUUGCUGAAACCCCAAAACUUGAAGAACUUAAACAAGAACAAACCCAAGAUUCAGAAGAAAUAUUCAAGAAAAUGAAGGAAACUGGUAUGAUACCCAACGCAGUUGCCAUGCUUGAUGGUCUCUGUAAGGAUGGGUUGGUUCAAGAAGCCAUGAAGCUCUUUGGAACCAUGAGAGAGAAAGGAACAAUCCCUGAAAUCGUGAUUUACACUGCAGUGGUCGAUGCCUUCUGUAAAUCUGGUAAAUUCGAGGAUGCCAUUAGAGUUUUUAGGAAAAUGCAGAAGAAUGGAAUAACCCCUAAUGCUUACAGCUAUACAAUGAUAAUUCAGGGUUUAUGCAAAGGUGGGUUAUUGGAAGAUGGGGCUAAGAUUUGUUUGGAGAUGGUAGAGAGUGGUUGGAGCCCAAAUGUUCAGACUUUUGUGAUGUUGGUUGAUGGGUUUUGUAAGGAGAAUAUGAUCGAAGACGUGGAGAAAUUGAUAGCGGGGUUGAGAGAGAAAGGGUAUGCUACUGAUGAGAGAGUAGUGAGAGAGUACUUAGACAAGAAGGGAUCUUUUUCGCGUAAAGUUUGGGAGGUUAUUUUUGGGAACAGAAAGCAUCAGAGAAAAAUUUAAUGGCUGAAAAAUUAUCUCUUUUAUUGCAAGGAUGGUUGAGGAUUGUAGCUAAAGGUGAGAAUUUUAGGUACAUUCUAACUUGAUUUCUAGUCCCUUUUGUUUUUAUAUACUGUGGCAGUGGGUCGCUCUAGUAUUUGAGUUUGAUGUAUAUUUUCUCUCACUCUGUAGCCUUUGGUAGCAUUGUUCCAAUAGAAGACAAACUUUUGAAUUGAAUGCACUUGGACCUGAUGUGCUUAUCUCGAAUGGAUUGGAUUGAUUAGUCUUCUUA
This is a messenger RNA of Amborella trichopoda, 1343 nucleotides long. Lineage: Eukaryota; Viridiplantae; Streptophyta; Magnoliopsida; Amborellales; Amborellaceae. The record is from RefSeq and is a predicted model, not a curated record.